UUUAGUAGGAUUUGCUACUCGGUACGGAAACUUUCUAAGAAAUUUCAGGUAUAUGGUAGCGAAAGGUGUAGAGAGCACAGGAAAACUAAACUGACACAAGCAACUAAGCAGUGACGAACCUGUUUUUAUAAUGGCGGGACUACCUAGAAGAAUACUUAAGGAAACAUCACGACUUAUAUCAGAACCUGUAGCUGGUAUAACUGCACUUCCUGAUGAGCAUAAUGGUAGAUAUUUUCAUGUUACAAUAGCUGGACCUAAAGAUUCUCCCUUCGAAGGAGGUACAUUCACGUUAGAGUUAUUUCUUCCUGAGGAAUAUCCAAUGGCUGCACCGAAAGUGCGCUUUAUGACGAAAAUAUACCAUCCGAAUGUUGAUAAGCUAGGAAGAAUUUGUUUGGAUAUAUUAAAAGAUAAAUGGAGUCCAGCACUUCAAAUAAGAACCGUUCUACUGUCCAUUCAAGCUUUAUUAAGUGCACCAAACCCGGACGAUCCACUGGCCAAUGAUGUGGCUGAAAAGUGGAAGGCUAACGAAGAGCAAGCGAUCGAAACCGCUCGUGCAUGGACAAGGUUAUACGCUUCAAAAUCCUGAAUGACUGUUUUUUGUAUCGAAGAGAUGUUUUAUGUUCCGAUGAGAUCUGCACAACUAAAAGAAGUGGAUGCUCGCAUGAAGAAUUGUACCAAAAACAUAUUUACUCAAACCAUUUUAACUGCAUCAUUUAUUAAGAUGUAACUUUAAUAGCUUUAAAAGCACAUUCCCCUUUGUUUGAUGUUCUUUUCGCAAACAGUGGCCUCCCAAAUGUUUAUCUGUUCCUUCUUGUCGUUAUUUUUGAUUUUUUUUACUUGAAUUCUGAAAAAUGUUUUUAUUCUUACGAAGUGUUUGCAGUUUGACUAACUUGUAAAAAAAUCUAAGCAAACUUUGCUACUUAAAUUUUUGGUCCUGUUGUCCAUAAAUAUUUAGUAAUAUUUUUUUUAAUAUCGGUGUCAUUGUACACGUAAUUACUAGAAAAAUGAUAUGUAGCUGAUGUAAAAUAUUUGUUAUCAUCCCAGUUAGAAGACUCCCCGUUU
Molecule: messenger RNA, 1062 nt
Organism: Hydractinia symbiolongicarpus
Lineage: Eukaryota; Metazoa; Cnidaria; Hydrozoa; Anthoathecata; Hydractiniidae
Product: ubiquitin-conjugating enzyme E2 N
Exons: 5
Coding region: 131-586 (151 amino acids)
Biological process (GO): DNA damage tolerance; protein K63-linked ubiquitination
Cellular component (GO): nucleus
Molecular function (GO): ubiquitin conjugating enzyme activity
Source: RefSeq, a predicted model, not a curated record